AUGACUUUGAAGAAUUUUCGUAAGAUUCAGACUAACAGAACCAAAUUCAAGCAAAGAAGAUCAGGACUAUUGAGUCCUUUAGUUGGUAACAAUGGAAGCUAUGAUGAAAACUCAAAUGUUAGGACUAAUGAAAAAACUGAAAAAAGUAAAGAUGAGGAAAUCAGUAUCUACCAAACCCUAGUCAACAACGAAUUUUUAAGAAACGUCUUAACUGGAUCUUCGCUUCAAAAACUAAUCGAUUGCAUGCAUAUUAAACACAUGAAACAAGGCGAAAUUCUAUUGGAACAAGGAAAAAUCAAUUCAUAUCUUUAUGUCACCAAAAGUGGAACAUAUGAAAUAUCAGAGAAUGGAAAGCAAACUGGAAAAGUUCACGGAGUUAGAACCUUUGGAGAAGUGGCCGUAUUGCAUAGUGCGAAGGCGGCACAGACUGUUAAGGCGUUGACAGAGGGGAAAGUAUGGGUACUUGAUUGUCUAUACUAUAAAAAUCUAACAGUAAAUUCGCAUAUCGAAAAUAGAGAUAAAAUAAUAGAAUUCCUAAAAGAUGUACCUACAUUAGGUAGAGCCUCGGAUGCCAGAUUGUAUCGUCUUUGUGAUAUAUUGGAAGAAAAAUUCUACCCGAGCAACAGUUUACUUGUCAAGGAAGGAGAUAUUGUUGAUUGUUUUCUCAUUGUUACAUCAGGUAGUGCAACAAUUUCAACUAGAGACAGAAUUCAAAAAGUAGAAAAAUUGAGCAGAGGCUGUUUUUUCGGAGAUUAUAUAUUUUUAAAAGAAACUAUUAGUCUUUACACUAUUGUGGCCGAAGCACCUGGCGUGGAAUGCUUGUUAUUAUCUAGAAGACAUUUUUUGGAUCAUUUUAAUGAUUUGGAGGAUUUUUUGCAUGGAAAAUUACACAGUGCAGGUUUCCAAAAUGAGAAAUACAAUGAAAUGAAAUUAAAAGAUUUAAAAAAACUGAAAACAUUGGGAGUAGGUGGAUUUGGCAGAGUGGAUUUGGUGCAAAACAGAAGGCAUAAAGAUGACAUUUUUGCAUUAAAAUUAAUGAAAAAAUAUGAAAUCAAUGGUCAACCACAAAUCGACCAGGUCUUCAAUGAAAAAGAUCUACAAAUGGCUUGUGACAGCGACUUCGUAGUGAGACUGUACCGAACUUUCCGGGACACGAAAUUUCUUUACUUCCUUUUGGAACCAUGUUUAGGUGGUGACUUAUGGAAUCUUUUAAGAAGACAAAGAAGAAAAUGUUUUGAUACUGAUGCUGCUAAAUUUUAUGCGGGUUGUAUUAUUGAAGCUCUUGACUACCUCCACUCCAAAGACAUAAUCUACAGAGAUCUCAAGCCUGAAAAUGUUAUGGUAUCAGAAACUGGCUACCUCAAACUGACCGAUUUUGGUUUUGCGAAAAAAAUUCCAAUAAACGAAACUUCCUUCAGUUUCGUCGGUACUGCAGAAUACGUUUCGCCCGAGCUAAUAAAGAAUCUACCCCAUGACAGAGGAGUUGACUAUUGGGCGUUAGGCGUAUUUAUUUUUGAAUUACUAGUAGGAAAGUCGCCAUUUAGAAAUGACAUGCAUAAUGAUCUUAAAACCUACAAAGCAAUUUUAAAAGGUAUCGAUUUUGUGACAUUUCCUUUUAUUGUUUCUCCGAGAGCAAGGAAUCUUAUCAAAAAACUAUGCAGACCAUUGUCUAUAGAUAGAAUAGGCUGUCAAAAAAAUGGCAUUAAAGAUAUUAAAAUUCAUCCAUGGUUCUCCAAACUUGACUGGGAAAAAUUGAGAAAUUUAGAGAUUGAGCCUCCAAUAAGGAUUUCAUUAAACAGUAAAACUGAUACAAGAUAUUUUGAAACUUUUCAAGAUGACAAAGAGGAUGUUCAGGAUGAUUUUUCUACUUGGGAUAAACAUUUUUAA
Messenger RNA from Ceutorhynchus assimilis (cabbage seed weevil), 1887 nucleotides. The record is from the annotation of a GenBank genome assembly. Lineage: Eukaryota; Metazoa; Arthropoda; Insecta; Coleoptera; Curculionidae.